Molecule: messenger RNA, 2715 nt
Organism: Chlorella variabilis
Lineage: Eukaryota; Viridiplantae; Chlorophyta; Trebouxiophyceae; Chlorellales; Chlorellaceae
Exons: 10
Coding region: 1-2715 (904 amino acids)
Biological process (GO): protein import into peroxisome matrix, docking
Cellular component (GO): peroxisomal membrane; peroxisomal importomer complex
Molecular function (GO): signaling receptor binding
Source: RefSeq, a predicted model, not a curated record
AUGGCCGCUCGGUGGUCGGAGCAGACGGGGCAGCUGCCGCUGCCCGCCUACUGGACCUUGCAGGUUGCACGCUUUGUGAGCAACCUGCAGGCUAUGGGCGGCGAGCGGGUCGCCCGUCUUGCCAUGCUGGAUAGCGUUGCGCUGGCUGCCGACACGGACACAGGGCUGCCACUGGCCCGGCAGCCCUGGGCAGCGCAGGUUAGCCGCGUUCUCGCGGCGGCCGGCGCCCCCUGCGACUUGACUGCUGACGAGGGGGUUGCCAUACCUGAAUUGGCGGAAGCGCUCCUGGAGCGCCAUGUUGCCUCGUACACGCAUGCAUCCGUGAAGGUGCAGCGGUACAUUGAGGACGUGUGGGGGGGCAGCAUCUCUGCGGAGGCCUACACGCCUGCGUCGUUCCUGUGCGAUGUGCCCGAGCGCCGGCGCCGGGUGCGCCUGGCGCAGUGGCGCACGGGGUCGCACUGGAUGGCUGAGGAGACAGGCCGGUGGCAGCGGCUGGACCGCACCCAGCGCCCAUGCCCCCACUGCCAGGCCCCUCUAGAGGACCCCGAGCCCGUCGCCCUGCGCGAGGACCAGGUCCAGAACGCGGUGGCCUUCCUUAGCCACCCCAAGGUGCGGGCCAGCGCCGUCUCCUCCAAGCGCGAGUUCCUGCAGCGCAAGGGCCUGACCGAGGCGGAGAUCGAGGAGGCCUUCCGCCGCGUGCCCGAAGCAGCGGCAGCCGCGCCCGCACCAGCCGCCGCGCCCGCGCCACCGGCGGUCCUCCACUCCACGCUGCAGCACCUGCAGCCCGCGCCGCCUGCGCCGCAGCAGGCAGCGAAUGGCCAGGCGGCGCCGCAGGCGGGAGCCGUGGUGCCGCACCAGGCGGCCACACCGGAGCAGCAGGGCGUGCGCUGGACGCAGGUGGUGCUGGGCGCCGGCUUCCUGGGCGCCAGCGCGUAUGCGGCCAAGGCGCUGCUGUGGCCUUACCUGGAGGAUGCCUACCUGUCGCUGCGCGGAGAGGCGCGGCCGCCGCCGCGCCCGGCACGCGUCAACGGCGCCGAGGGUGGGGAGCUGGCGCCCGAGGCGACCCGCGCGGUGGCAGAGGCGAUCCAGGCCCAGACCGCCGAGCUGCGCAGCAGCAUCGACAGCAUCAAGCAGCUGGCGGGCAGCCUGGAGGCCAGCCAGCGCGCCGCGGCCGAGGCGGCGCCUGGCGGCGACGGCGGCCUGACGGCGGCUGAUCUGCGCCAGGAGCUGCGCAGCUUUGCAGAGUCGCUGCACGGGGCGGCGCCCCAGCCGGCGGCGGCCGACGGCGGCGGCGGCGGCGGCGUGCCCAGCAGGGUGGAAAGCGAGCUGGGCGAGAUCAAGGCGCUGCUGGCGGAGAUCCUGCGCAGCCCCUCGGGAAGCCGCUCCCCAGGCAAGGAGGCGGGCGCAGGCGUGCCGGUCACCCCGCUCUCUGUCACCUCCGCCCCGCCCAACCAGCUGCGCGGCUAUGCGGCGCCCGAUGCCGCCAGCCUGGCAGCCGAGGACACAAAGGAUGGCGACGCAGCGGCCCCCCCGCCGCCCGCCACCCACGGCGCCGCCGCCGAGCCCGCCGCCAGCCACCAGCAGCAGCAGGCGCUGGGCGGCGGCGAGGGCGGAGAGGCAGGUGGCGCGGGCCUGGAGCGUUCUCCUUCCUCUGGUGUGGAGCCGCCUCCCCACCCAGCCAGCUACCUGCAAGUUCUGGAGAUGCUGGAGCGGGGGCAGACGCCGCCGGGCAUACGGACCGACAUCAACGACAAGCCGCCCGACCCGCUGGCCGCACCCCCCGAGCCCAGGCUCAAGCCGCGCCCCAAGCCCUGGGAGCAGCGCGGCGCCGGCGCAGGAGCAACUGGCGCGGGCGGCAGCACCGGCAGCCCGGCAGCCCUGGGCGCCCCCGCGGCUGCCCCUCCUGCACCUGCCGCAGAGGCGGCGGUGGCCACACCCGCCUCCGCCUCGCCCGCCACCCCGCCGCGGACUGCGGCGGCAGCUGGCGGCGACGGCCUGCCGCUGUCCCCGGUGAGGGUGCCUUCACCGGUCGAGGGCAGCACGGCCGCGCAGGCGGCCGCCGCCCCAGCGGCGGCGCCCCAGCAGGCGCAGCAGGCAGAGGCGGGGCCUGGGGAGCAGUGCGCGCCUGCGCAGCAGCGCGCGGGCAGCUUCAAGAGCCCCCGCCCCGCCGCAUCCAUCUACGAAGCAGGCAGGGCGCUGCCGGCGCGCUGGCUGCUCUUUAGGGUUCGCAUUCUGUUGGAUGCAUUCGAUGGCUGGGUUGUGGUGGAUUCCAACCGAGAGAUGUGCUGCCUUGCGGCACCUGACCCAUGUUUCCUGCUGGCUGCUGCCCCCCUGUCCUGUGCAGUGGCCCCCGCCCCAGACUCUCCCCACGUCAUCGCCGGCCGCCUGUCGCCCGCCCGCGGCGACAGCGCCGGGCGCAGCGGCAGCAGCGGCGCGGCGCCGCAGCAGGCGCAGCAGGCGGCGGCGCCGGCCUCCAGCUUCAGCGCGCUGCUGGCGGCGGCGCAGGAGCGGGCCAGCAGCGGCGGCGGCGCCGGGCCGUCCCUUGCCGGCGGCGGCGGCGGCGGCGACCCAGUGCUGGAGGGCAGCGGCAUCGGCCGCCCCUCAUCUCGCAACUGGCGCCCGCCGCCCAUCCCCGUCUCUUCACUGGGCGGCGGCGGCGGCGGCGGCGGCAGCGGCGCUGCGACGCCGCCAGCGCCGGGCUUUGCGUCGGCGUGA